Molecule: messenger RNA, 1526 nt
Organism: Boeremia exigua
Lineage: Eukaryota; Fungi; Ascomycota; Dothideomycetes; Pleosporales; Didymellaceae
Exons: 3
Coding region: 144-1457 (437 amino acids)
Biological process (GO): polyketide metabolic process
Source: RefSeq, a predicted model, not a curated record
CGCGAACCAAUCUAGGCUACCCCACACUUUUGUAACCGCUAGACUAACUGACAUCCGCCCGUAUCUCGGUUACCUGAUCUUCAACUUCCUUCUUUCCCAGCGGCAGAUAACAGAUACCGUUUCCUUUGCCUGUUGUUAUCGAAAUGGGCGAAACAAACCCUUCAACCCCGCCAGUAGCGCCCACUACCUACCCCUCACCCCAGCAGAUAUCGCCUCAUAUCACGCUACAGCCUCCUCUUUCUCGCCGUGGGAAAGGUCCUGGCCUCAUCUUGGUACUCGACCACUAUGCAUUGAUUGAAUCGAGUGAUAAGCAUCUCGAUCCUCCGCCUCUGCAGAAAUGGGCGGAGGAGGGCUUUGCCGUCGUCCAGCUACUUGUACCGGGAAAUACAGAAGAUGGUGGCGAACUUCCGUUAGACAAAGCGUUGGAGGUACUCAAGGGGUGUGAGGCAUGCACAUUCGGCGAUGGUGUUGGCGUUGUCUCGUACAUCUCCCGCCUUCCCUUCUACGUCGAAGAAGGCGUUAUCCAGCACCCCGAGAUUCUUGCUGUAGUGUCCUAUGGCGGCCGCCAGCUGUCCACUCUCCACGAAGCCGAAACAGCUCUCCCACCCCAACUCGUCCAUGUUUCGGGGCUUAAGGUUGCACGACGAGAAUCAGUGCCCUUGACGCCUGAUCCGGAGCCAACAUCUUCAUCCCCAACUAAGACGCGCCCUGCCGGAAUUGUAAAGACGUUCCGCUAUGAAGAUGCCGCCAGGGAUUCAAACUGGGUGCUUCCCGCCGACCCCAACUACUCGAAACGUAACGCAGGUAUUGCGCACACGAGGAGUGUGGCGUUCUUCAAGCCGUUCUUGAACGGCCCGUACUUCGACCUCGAGGCUGUGUGGGAUGAGCAUUGUUUGUACGAGUUUGGUGAGAGAGCUGUGGAGAAGACGAUGGCUACCAUGGUUGCGCAGCCUUAUGUCAAUCACAUUCCGACCAUGACAGGCGGCAUUGGCAAAGAGCGCCUUACGGCUUUCUACACGCAUCACUUUAUCUUCAGCAACCCCGACGAUACGGCCCUUUCGCUUGUGUCUCGAACUGUCGGCACUGACCGUGUUAUCGACGAGUUCGUGUUCUCGCUCACACACGACAAGGAAGUGCCUUGGCUCCUCCCCGGCAUUCCGCCCACGGGCAAGACCCUCGAGAUUCCCUUCACGUCGGUAGUGGCCAUGCGUGGCGACAGACUUUGCCAUGAGCAUAUUAGCUGGGACCAGGCGACUGCACUCAAGCAACUGGAUCUGCUACCAGAGUACGUGCCAUUCAGAUACCCGAUCGACGGGAAGGAGGCAGCAGAGGGAAAGAGGUUCGAGGUCAAACUGCCGGUGGCGGGUAAGGAGACGUCGGCGAAGCUGGUGGACGAAGGGAGUGGGGAGAGCAACACGCUGAUGGGGAAGACAUGGAGGGAGGUCGAUGAUGCAUGAAGAACACACAGUCACGACGCUACGCUUGCAUGGGUGGACGUUUGUAAUAGAUUUUCAAUUGAUUGGGAC